CCGCACCCACCGCCCGCACCCACCGCCCGCCUCCCGCGGGCGGCGGCAACAAAGGCCCUUCCCCGCCCCCGCCGCCGCCUCCCGCCGCCUCCCGCCGCCGCCGCCACCGUCCUUGCGGCAGGAAGAUGCCCGGGGAGGUGCCGCCGCCGGCGCCCCGGGGGCUGCGGAGCCUCCCGGUGCCGCUCCUGCUCCUGCUGCUGCUGCUCAGCGCCCGCACCGCGCUGGCUCAGCGCUGGCGCAAUGAGAACUACGAGAGGCCCGUGGACCUGGAGGGCUCUGGGGACGACGAUCCCUUUGGGGACGAUGAGCUGGACGACGUCUACUCCGGCUCGGGCUCGGGCUACUUUGAGCAGGAGCUGGGGCUGGAGACAGCCAUGAGCCUCCCCACGGACACGGCAGUGCCGCCGCCCACCACGGCGGCCACGCUGCCCGUCACCGCCGUGCAGCCCGUGGCCACCCCCUUGGAGCCAUCCCCCGCCCAGGACACCACCCCCGGGCAGACCACGAGCGUCCUCUACAUCUCCAGGACCACAGACACGCCGGUGAUCCCCAGCUGGAAAGCCACCACCACCACCAGCACCACUCCCAGCGCCCCCCCGACCACCACGGCGACCACCACGACCACCACGGCGGCCACCACGACCACCCCCCAGGCCACGACCACCACCAGCACCACCGUGGCCACGGCCAAGCCCACCACCACCACCACCACCACCACCACCAGGAGGUUCCUGCCCCCCUUUGCCACCAAGGCAGCCACCACCCGGGCCACCACCCUGGAGACUCCCACCACGGCCGUCCCCGAGACCAGCACACCCACGGAGGUGGCCACGUCACGCCUUGUCCCCACCAGCACAGCCAAGCCCAGGUCCCUGCCCAAACCCACCAGCUCCAGGACUGCAGAGCUCACAGAAAAAAGCACGGCCUUGCCACCCGCUCCUGCCACGCCGCUGCCCACAGAAGCCCCCCAGAUGGAGCCGGGGGAGGUGACGACAGCCCUGGACAACGAGCUGGAGGUCCCAGUGAGCAGCGGCCCCAGCGGGGACUUUGAGAUCCGGGAGGAGGAGGAGACGACCCGUCCCGACCUCGGGAACGAGGUGAUGGCCGUGGUGACCCCCCCGGCGGGACCCGGGCCCGGCAGGAACGCGGACACGGGGCUGCUGGACAACACGAUAGACUCGGGCAACUCCGCGGCACAGCUGCCCCAGAAAAACAUCCUGGAGAGGAAAGAGGUGUUGAUAGCCGUGAUCGUGGGCGGCGUGGUGGGAGCUCUCUUCGCCGCCUUCCUGGUCAUGCUGCUCAUCUACCGGAUGAAGAAGAAGGACGAGGGCAGUUACACCCUGGAGGAGCCCAAACAAGCCAACGUGACCUACCAGAAGCCCGACAAGCAGGAGGAGUUCUACGCGUAGAAGGAGAGCCGGCGUGCCUCGCCCUCCCUCCCUCCCCGCUCCAAACUCGCCCUCCUCCUCUACUUCAUCCGGCCUCUUCUCUUUCCCCCUCUCUUUCCCUCUCUUUUUUUUUCCCUUUGGAUCAGACUGUGAGUUUGAAAAAGCAAAAACCCGCAACAGCUGAAGGAGCAAACACAUCUUUGGCGUGAUGAGACGUCGGGUGCCCGGAGCAUCGCCGAGCUCGGAGCGAGCCCCGCCGGCCUUCCCGCUGCUGGGAUGGACAGGGCAAGGAGCCAAUGCCAAGGUGGCCGUGCCCAGGAGCGCCCUGGAGAGCACAGGGUGGGGUGCUCAGGCUGCCCACAGCGACUGGAGGUCAAGUGAACUUUUCCCAGCACAAUGGACUCUGGGAUCCGGACACCUUCUCCCAGUCCUGGGGUGCAGGGGGCUUGGUUUGGAUUUAUCUUCCUUGGUUUUUUUCCAUUCAUAAAGGAGGGAGGUUUCUUUCCCUCUGUCUUCCUUUUAUUUUUUUUUGUUUGCUUUUUGAACGGGGUUGGUUGCUUUGCAGGAAUUCCCUCGCUCCCUGCUCCUCUUGGAAGAGAGGGCACAACUCCCAGAUAUGCUUGGAACCUUGGAAAAAAGCACAAGGGGCUGGAAUACCUGGCUGCCCCGGGGUUUGCUCUUGGCAAAAUAAGAAAUAAAUACAAACGUGGCCAGUAGGCUGGGAAUGAUCUCUUUGGAUCAACUGUUCAGAGAGUUUGUGGAGCAGCAAGAAGCAGCACCGGGGGCAUCUCCUGCUGCUCCUGCCACCACCCUCCUGCCACCACCCUCCUGCCACCACCCUCCUGCCACCACCCUCCUGCCACCACCUCCCUGGAACAGCCAGAGACCUUCAACCUCCUGAACCUGCCGAGGGUUUGGUGGAGAAGGGACUUUGCUUAGGCUGGGGUUUCACUGUGACCAACAAAACUGGGCUUGCAAGAGUGCUGGUUUUGGAACAGAGCUUGGUGGGGAGCUGGCAAGGGGUGGAGACGGAUAUGGAGAAGCUCAGUCCUCUCCCAGGUUCCUCCGGAGUGGAGAACAAAGGCGGGAGAUGCAGCACGAGGAAGGAGAUGCCAAGGAGAGGUGACACUCUGUCCCCUCGGGGGUCAGGGAGGGAUCCCUGGAGGCACCCAGAAGGUGAGGAAGAUGAGGCAGAGGUUGGCUGCUACACAUCACUGGAAAGCCCCAGGACUGAUGGUUUGUGUUCCUUGUGUUGAUCCUUAAAUCCCAGUAUAACCCCCGGGGCACCGGGAGCCUGAUGGCAUCUGAUGGCAUCGGAUCCCUGGAAUCCAGCAGCACCCAAGAGCUGUUUCCCCUCUGAGGGUGCAGAGCAGCAGGGCCUCUUCCAGAUCCAACUGUGCCUUACAGAAAGGCUGGAUUUUUAGGAGCGAGCUCUGCACAGGGAAGUCAAUUAGUUACUUCAGUGAGUUGGCUUUUAAUUAGCUGAAGCGCCGCUCGGGAUGCAGUCAAGGAGCUUUGUUUUCACGACGGUUGUGAUCUCGGUGGCGUCCCAUGGAGGCCUUGGCUUUGCUCUUAGUGCAAUUUAAACAGGAAAACGGGGCGAAAAAUGAGCUGCUUUGACUCUUCUGUGUGUUGUGAAUUAACCUGCACGGGGGCCAGUGACACUUUGUCCCCCGAGGGUGUCAGUGGAUAUGGGGUUUUAUGGCCUUGGUGGAGGGUGUGAGACAGCAGAGCUUCUUUGGGGAAGGGAUUUGAGAGGCCAAAUGCAUAUUUUAAAUAUAUAUAUAUAUAUAUGUACCCGCACACUCACAUCCAUACACAGUUAUACAUAUGAAAUCCCUGUACAUUUUCAUUGCACUGCAUGGGAUGGUUGGAUGGGAUUUGUGGGUGGGCAGAUGGGAGGUUUGGGUGACACUCCCUUGGGGUGUGACCCAAAAUGACAGCCUGGCUUUACUUCAGGGUAGGGAGCAGAGCCCUGUGCAUGGAUCAGCUCUAAAAUGCCCAAUUUAGAGCUGCCAGCCUCAAAGUCAUCGUGGGUUUAGGUUCUUGGGAGUUUGGAAAUGAUCCCGUUGGAUGCCUUGGAUGGUGGUGCUGGAAGGCAGAUGGUGUUGAGUGUGUGUGUGACCAUUCCUUGGCUCCAUCCUUGGGCAUUCCUUGGGCUGUGGGGGAUGAGGAGGGAAGGAGGGUCCACAGAGCUGAAGAGGCUGGUGCCACCCUGGGGGCAAAAGCCACUUUUUCCUGCUCAAAGGGGAGUUUCAACUCAUUAAUUGGAUGGUUUGGGGGGAUUUUUGGUCCUUUUGGGUCCACCCAAGGGGCCCAAGCAGCGGGCAGUGGUAGAAAUCAAGCCUCUUCAUGAUUUAAUGAGUAGGGCUUGGCAUCAAGGCCACCCAAACCCACCAUCUUUUGGAAAAACGUGGAAUUAAUCCUUUGAGCUUGCAUUAAAGAAAAAAAAACAACCUCUCCCAGCUUAAUCUUUUUAAUGCUGCUUUUCUUAGCUGCUUUCCUAAUCUUCUUCAUUCCUUUUUUUCUCCCCCCUAUUUAAUAGUCUGAAGUUCCAUAAUACAAUUUUUUUAUUCGCUCAAGCUUAACCUCGGCUCUCUCAGCUGGUGUUAAGUUGUAAUCCUGGCACUUAAAUCCGUCACAGUUUGCCAAGUGAGGGGGGCUGGAAGUGGGAGGGGGAGAGAGGAGCCAGGGCAGGACCUUUCCUUUGCAGUAAUUAAAAGUAGGAGAUGAGCACGUGCAAAAAAAAAAGACGUGAAGGUCAUUAAAGUGAUCAUCAGAAGUGAUCAAAGUCUUAAUUCAUCGUUCUUCUCCUUCUUCCACACCUUGGCUCUGUUGCUGUCUGCCCAGAGAGGCUCUAAGAGCGUCUUUUGGGCUUGGAGCCUGCCUUUCUGGUGGUAAAUUAUGAGUUAUGGGUUAUGUCACAGCCUUUCCUGUCGCCUCAGCUCCUCAGGGGCACUGGAUUAGUUGGUGGAGUUGAUGCUUGGGAGGGGAAAAAAGCCUUGUCUUGCUGGGGGUGGUUGAUCCUGAGCCUCCCUCCAGGGGUAGGGGAUGGUGGGACAGAGCUGGACACGGGCUGGGUGUGUUUGGGAAAGGUCCCCUUCCAAAAAAACCUCAGCCACCAUCGUUUGUCCAUGGGAUGGGGAAAACCCCAGUGGAACCUGGUGGCAUGGUGCUGCCAGGGGGUGCAGGGGGGCAUUUGCUGAGCUGGAAGGGACCCACAAGGAUCAUCAAGCCUGACUCUUGAGUCUCAAGCCCAGCUCAAGCCCACACAGGGACUGAACCCACAACCUUGGCCCCGGUUUUACCCAGCUGAGCUCGUCUCAGAGGGGUGGGGGCGGCUUCUGCUCAGCUGCUCCGGGGCUUUUGGGGCAUUCCUGGUGGGAAGAUGGAUUGGGAAGAAGCGAGACAGCCCAGCGGGGAGGGACCCCAGUGCCCUCCCUCAGCUGCUGGUUUGGCUGCCGAGCGGAUCUUUAGGAAAAUUAACUCCAAUCUCAGCUUGGGCAUCUCCCCCAUCACCCCCUCCCCAAACCUGCCAGCUCUGUCUGGCAUCAUCCCUCUGGGCACAGACACAUCCCUGCUGGUGAUCUCAGCUGUGCCCAUCCUUCCAGCUGUGCUCCCUGAGGGGGGGUGGGAGCAGAGGAAGGAUUUCCCACUUGGUUUUUCCACCUCUUUUCUGCCUGUGCACGUGUGUGUGUGAUGUGCUGGAGCUGAAGGAGGACUCUUUGCCUCGCCAGCUGAAGGAUUUUGGAAGCUCUGGAACUGCACAGCGUGGAAGGUGGGCUGGGCUCCUCUGCCAGCUGUGCUGCCCUUCAGGCACUCUCAGAUUUGCAGCAGGAGAAUGAUAAAUAUCCAGGGACUCCCGGGCCACAGAAAUAAGAAGGAGGCAGGAGGGGAGAAAGGAAAGCCAGAAAACACGUGUGAGAGCCCAGAGGAGGGGCUGGAAGGGGGAGGACGGGAAGGGCAGGGGAUGGAGGGGCCCCAGUCAGCAGCAGGACCAAGGCUUGGACGGGAUUUGCAGGGCUGGGACUGAAAUGUGUCUUUCCUCCAGAAAUCUCUUUGAUUUUGAACCUUUCAAAAACAAGCAGCAGGACAAAAACAAGCUUAGGGGAUCCUGCUGCAGGGAGGGUGGUGGCUCUGGGCUGGAUGGGUGCCCUGGUGUGCUGGUUUCUCUCAAAAUAUCCCGUUCUCUCCUUAUUUUGCCCGAUGGGUGCCAACGAUCCCUUUGCUACCCCCAGGCCUUGUCUCUGGCUCUCCAGACCCCUCCUCUCCAACCCCUGCUACGAGGGACCAGCUUUAACAAGAACAAAACCCUCUUAAAAAACAAAGACUGGAUUUUUAAAUUCAUUUUUUUCCUCCCUAAGCACUCUUUUUUUUUUGAGGGGGAGGGGGGAGGGAGGGGGCUCGAAGCUUUUCUGCGAGGCUCUGAAGUGAUGCUGAGUUUGCAGCACUGAAAGGUUUUGACUGGGACAGCUCCCACAGGUUUGUUGGGAUAUCUCCCUGGGAUAUCCUUGGCAGCUUCUGGGGGUCCUCUGGGAGCAAGGGGAUGGGUGUGUGGUGUGUCUGUAUGUAUAUAUAUGUGUAUGUAAUUAAUAUAUAUGUAUAUAUGUAUAUACGUGUGCGUGCAAGGCACGGGGGCAGGAACAGGUUCAGGGUGAACUCUGCACCUGAGGAGGAGGAGGAGGAGGAGGAGGAGGAGGAGGAGGAGGAGGAGGAGUGGUGUUUAUCAGCAGCUCUGCAGCCCUUGCACCCCAUCCCAUGGGAUGGAUGCAGGAUUCCUCAUGAAUUCCUUGCUGCUCCUUCCUUCGCUGUCACAGCACCAGCCUGAUCCUGGUCACCUCCAGUCUGGCUCUGGGUGUUCCAGGGGGGGGAUAAGGAGCCUUUGGACUUGCUGGAGCUGGAGCAGAUCCCGGGAUGCUCCCGAGGCCCCGUGGUGGCUCCGGCGUGUCCCACAACCCUCGUGCCUGCAGCUCCAUGGACAUUCCCACCCCCCGUCUCUAGAGGAGCCUCAGUCUGGAGUGUACAAACUUUGUUUUGGGUUUAAUUUUGUAGGUUUUUUUUUUUUUUUUUUGUUCACUGGUUUUUGUUGUUUUGUUUGGUUUUGGUUUUGUUUUCUAUUACGUUGAUUUUUUGGGGGGUAAAAAAAUCCCCCCCCCCCCCCCCCCGCGACGCCCCAUUUUUUUUUCACCCCGACAUUCCCGACGGUUCAUCCGCAGCAUCUCCAAAGACCUCGAGGGCAACCAGUGACUUUCUGGGCUUUAAAUUCCCCCUGUUGUGGGUCCCACCUGGUCGAAGUCACCCCAGCACAGCUGACAAUCAACCCAGACAGGAACUGCUGACUUGAGAAAAACAACAAUCCAGCGCAGUUUGAUGGAACUACUUUUUAAAAAUCACCUGCUUCUCCCUCACUCCACCCACCACGUCUCCAGGAUAAACCAUCACCCGCUGGUUCUUCUGUAAAUAAACCAGGAAAUGGUCUUGUAUAAAUUAAAAAAAGAUUAACAAAAAAUAAAAAUAAAAAUAAAAAUCCGUUGAUAUACAUCCAAAAAAAAAAAAAAUAAAAUAUCCCUUUCCAGAAGAUUUCAGGGACUCAAAGGAAAGCCCAACAAGUGACCCCACUUCAGUCAUUCUUUGGAGCUGAUUUACAAUCCCAACAGGAGAACAAAACAUAAAAAAAUCUGGAACACUCCCAAAUGUUGUACCUUUCAAGGAACACGGGAGGGGAAAAAAAAAUGCAUGUAAAUAUUUUUAAUAGGAAACAUAUCUUAAACAGAACUUUUUUUUGUAUGUACAUAACUCUUCUAGAGUUUAGUACUUAAAUUGCUUCAUAGUGUCUGUUUAAAAAA
Pipra filicauda (Wire-tailed manakin) is the source of this 7234-nucleotide messenger RNA. It is a transcript of the gene SDC3, whose product is annotated as syndecan 3. NCBI's taxonomy places the organism in Eukaryota, Metazoa, Chordata, Aves, Passeriformes, Pipridae. The transcript has 5 exons. Gene Ontology annotation, biological process: cell migration. The record is from RefSeq and is a predicted model, not a curated record. Bases 126 to 1409 code for a protein of 427 amino acids. Gene Ontology annotation, cellular component: cell surface; membrane.